This is a messenger RNA of Rotaria socialis, 783 nucleotides long. NCBI's taxonomy places the organism in Eukaryota, Metazoa, Rotifera, Eurotatoria, Philodinida, Philodinidae. The record is from the annotation of a GenBank genome assembly.
AUGGCAUUGCUGACAAAAACUCCAGUGAAUAAUGCUACAGAAGGUGAAGAUGACACGUUUGAAAAUGCUCAUGGAACUGUUAUGAUUCUUGCAUGGAUGGUUUUUGCAUCAACAGCUGUUCUAUUUGCACGAUAUGGUCGUAGGUUACGGUUUGGCUCGAAUGACGAAUUGUUUGGUGAAAAAAUAUGGUUUCAAGUGCAUCGUUUGAUCGCUUGCUUGACCACAGUAUUAACUCUGUUAGGGUUUUUCUUCAUUUUGGUUUUUGCAGCAGGUGGAUGGGUAGAAUCAGACGAACAGCCUGCAUUCCCACAUUCAGUUCUUGGUGGUAUCAUUGUCUGUUGUGCACUUUUACAAGCAUGGAUGGCACUUUUUCGUUGUCACCCAGACGGCUCCUUUCGUGUCAUCUUCAAUUGGCUUCAUAGAUUAACUGGGCUAUUGGCUUUUUUUCUUUCGGUACCAACUAUAUUUCUUAUCAUUUCACAGCCAGGUGACACUCGGGCUGGCAUGAUUGUCAUUCUUUCACUAUGGUCUGUGUGGGUGGUUUUAAUUGUUAUUGUUUUAGAAAUCAUUCGAUUUCGUAUUCAAAGAUCAGCGCCAGAAGAAGUGGAUGGAAAAGAUAGAACUGAAUUAUAUGAUAUUAAUGGACCACCAAUGAUGAAUAGUGACAUAAAAGAUAAUAGUGAUGCGUCAGCAUGGAAUAAACGUAUACUAGCUUUGUUUCUGCUGCAUUUUAUUGUUUCAAUUGCUCUCGCUAUCCCACUAAUUUCUCUCGUCUGGCAAUAG